Molecule: messenger RNA, 8153 nt
Organism: Homarus americanus (American lobster)
Lineage: Eukaryota; Metazoa; Arthropoda; Malacostraca; Decapoda; Nephropidae
Product: INO80 complex subunit D-like
Exons: 11
Coding region: 401-3409 (1002 amino acids)
Cellular component (GO): nucleus
Source: RefSeq, a predicted model, not a curated record
UAGAGGACUGCAUACUUAAACACAAAUAUCUAUAUUAAUUAACCAUGUUAUAUCAUAUACUACCCUACCAAUAAAACAUUAAAGUAUUAACGUAUAAUCUAUAUAAAGAACUCUAUAUAAUUCCUCUUAGUUUAGGAGAAUUAGAGGUAAAUAGAGAUGUUGGUUAUGGGUUGACCAAACAUGGCGGUGUGGGGAGGGUCGAGCCUGUGCACUAAGGCGACGCUCACCACUAUUGUUGCGCCGCCGCCAUUCCUACACCCAAGAAUAACGAGAAAAGCCAAACCUUACAUGUCUGUCUCGCCUUUUACCACUUAUAUCUGGUCUCAAGUGUAACUCCUCAAGGAUCUAGGUGACAUAUAAUGCUUCAAUACAAGGAGAGUGGUGCAGCAGCGUGGUAACUAUGAUGCAGGAGAGCGCCCGCCUGCCCCCCCUGCUGAGCCCUGCCUGGACCCCACCAAACAUCUCUAGUAAUAGUGUGGGUACUGGCCGUCGCGGGGCGGGUAAGCGGGCGCGAGGGACUGGGAUCCUCAAUGGUCAUCAUGGCCGGCCUCGUCCAAAUGGUCAUCCCCUCCAGCAGCAGAAUCCCCAAGAUACCCCUCAGCCACAGUCCCCAGUCUCAUCCCAAGCCAUAUCCCAAGCCUCGCCCCAGCAACCAUCGCCUGUACUGUCUCAGACACAAACACCACUUAGAGACACGCCCAAAACACAAGCCAGUCUGAAGAGGUUAAGUGGCAUAGUGGCAUCUACACCUGUGUCAACAUCACCUGUAACUCAGAGUAAAGGGAGAGAACGUUGGGGUGGUUGGCUUGGAGGCUCACUUGCCUCCCACCGUGGGCGGAGUGAGGCUUCUAGGCAGCAUGCUAACUCCAGUCCUCUCCACACGUCUGAGCUGAGAAGCUCUGGCUUUGACAUGACGAAACUAUACCCUGAGUUGUCAGCAAAGCUGGGCCUUACCAAGCAGAAUCCCAGUGACAACACAAACACACAUAAAAAUGGCAUUACUGUCAGAGAAAAUUUUACCUCAGGCCCCUUAAAGAAACUAGAAACUGUGACAGAUGACCCUAGAAUUAAGGUCGUUUCCACUGGCCAGAUUAUUAACAAUACAAAAGGACUUUUAGCUGCCAAAGUUGGUAAUGGAAUUCAAACUAGUAAAUCCAGUAGUGUUAAGCCAUCAAAGCCAAAGCCCAGAUGUAGUGAUAGAGGGCAGAGAAGAGGAAGUCACAGUCGGACAAGUGGACGACAUGAAGCCAUCUCUUCUGGGGCAAUACACACUUCCACCCUUGGGCUAGGUCCAACUCCUAGCAAGGGACCAAGUUCAUCCAGCAGCAUCAGAAGCACUAGUACUGUCAGCAUCAGAAAUGACAAUAAUAGUGGUAACAUCAGUAGUAUAUUGGAGGAACAGCUUAGAGGGGGAGUAAGUCAACGGCAAGUGGCGGCUAUGACGUCCCUAAGUUUAGGCUUGCACCAGUCUAGGUUACCACAAGCAACUAUCACCAGACCUGUUGCUGUGUCUGCUCCUCUCAAUGUUUCAUCAACUUCGGCCUCCCCUGGUAGGAGUCUAGUCAUGGCCCCCGCCACCUACCUGCCCUCAGUGGCCACCCACCAGCCUCGGGUGGUCACCCUACCUCCUAGGAGGCUUCCGCCACCUGCCAUCACCAGUGCCGCUGCUGCCACUCUUCCCGAACCUCUCUUACGGGUCCACACGCUACGGGAAAAACAUUACGCUUAUAACUCCGAUCUCUUUCCCUUAGGUGUUGAGACGAGCGAGGAGAGUGAUGGCAGCGACACAGAUGAUCUUUGUGGGAGUCAACAAGGCUGGCUAGACCCUCCUGAUGGCCCUUAUGAGAGAUACCAAAGUUGGGUGAACAGUAGUGAUGAAGGGAGUGGAAGACAGCAGAGUUGGGCGGACCCCACGGCUACAGCCUUAUCGCGGUUGCCGGGCGGCUCCAGUUGUCAGCGGUCUGUUACCCUCGCAGUUGCUCUGUCCUCGCACAGAAGACAGGUUAUCGCAUCUCGUGUGCGUACUGAAGUUCGUGCAUGGGAGUUUGAGAGACGGUGCGCUCUAACGCAGAGACUGGUAGAAGCUGCUCGCACACAUCCCCGCCUCACUGCAGAUGCUUGCUGCCUCUACCGGACUUCACAAGUUAACCAAGAAUCUCCAAAAAUUAAAUCUAGGUUUAGGUCUUCGGUGCUGAUGCGACGUGAGUGUGUCUACAAUGAUGGUGAAGGUGGAGGAGAGUGCAGGGAGCUGUCCUUACCUGGAACUAGACACUGCAUACGUCAUAUCAUGUAUAAUGUGGAUCAGCAGCUGUUCACUCAUUGCACUGCGCGGCAACCUGAUAACACAUUAUGUCGGGUACCUGUAUUUGACGUUUCCCAUGAGCUUCCACUGUGUUCACAGCAUAGUAAAACACAGGAAAAUAAUGUUAAAAUGGUUUUGGAAGAAACUCCAAAGCCCAAGAGAUCUCGGAAAAAGAACAAAAUGCCAAUUUUAUCAAGAUACGGUAAACGAAGCAAGAAACGGCGAAGAUCUUCCAAUUCUACCUGUUCAGUAAUUCCCUCUACCAGUGUACGACCCCCCAUGGCCAGUCAGUCCUCACUCUCUUCCCCACAGCCUUCACCCACCACACCACAAACAUCCCCACAUUUCUCAACAGCAUCAUGUACAGAUUCUCUAGCCGAGGCGGAGGAGAGUGAACUGGACGAUGACAUGGAGGGCAUGGUCGAAGGUCUGGAUGCUGCAUCUCGUCUGUUAGAUCCUCGGGAUUUCCAGGAUGUACUAAACCGCAUCCCAGAUCAUGAGUUAACACAACUCUUUGAUGCUCCAGAAGGUAAAACAGGGGAGUUUGAGAGUACUGCAGAGGACAAGGGAGAUAUAGAGACAGAUCAGGGCGAUGACGACGACCACUCAGUCAGCUCCCAGACCCCCACUCAUAGUCCCCCAUGUACGACACCAACUGUUGCUGCCACCACUACCACCGCCACUACCACCACUGCCUCAUCUACACCUCCAAUGACUGAAGAAGGCACCACUUUAAGUCUGGACGAGUCUACCUUGAAUGAGCUUGUUGCUGGUAACAUCCCUAUUGACUCUAUUAUUUCAUCAUCGUUCAACCAGCAGGAGCUGAACACUAUAUCACAGGCGUUGUCCAACAUCGUGCAGGAAAAUAACAUAAAUCUUGUCGGGUUUGACCUUAGUGCGGGGAAUUCUUUUUCUGCCUCGGAAACGGGCGGAUCGGGUCCGGUGGGAGACGUAAGUGACAACUCGCUCAUGUCCCAAGCCAGCGACGGAGCAGGCCAAGCGGAUUUUAGUGAAUCGGGACGUCCAGUGUCAGAUUGUAAAGUUAACUUAUUAAGCCAACGUCCUGGAAUUAUCGGAGACACUGCCACACUCUCUCCUUUAAAGUAAUUUCUAUUAUAUAUCUAUACUGGUGUUAAUUUUGAGUCAUGUUAGGCAUCCUUGUUGUUGUUGGUCAGACUGGACACUAAGGGAAGGGAAGUAAAGAGUGAGGUGAUACAAUAUGAACAGGUUGCCUUGAUCAGUGUUUUAUUAGAGUAAUGUUUCGUACAGAUCUUGUGUUUAUUUGUAAUUUUAUCUACAGUAUUUUUUUUUCAGUCAGUGCGAGUGUAAAUGGUAAUGUAAGAAUCAAACUUACGUGUGAUAGUGAUUGAGGCCAUUUAUUCAUAUUGCAUUCACUCACCCUAGUUAGUGUGCUUUGAUGACAGCUGGAGAAGUGAAUAAAACACAUAUGGUACUUGAAACAGAUUGGUAUUUUAAAAUGUGUUCAGUGGAAUCACCCCAAGAUGUUUGGCUUAUUUUGGAAAAAAUUUACCGAUCUCCACCAAGAGUUCAAGAUAAUUUUUAUGUAGAAUUAUGCAGGCAUAUUUUGAUUGGCUUAUCUUUUGGUGGUAAACAUUAUUCAGUGUCACGAUGCAGUACAACAGUUAAGUCUGCCACACUGUCCGUGAGUACUGAUGCGAUUAUAAUUUGUUCUGUAUUUUUUCUUCUUUUCUAUAUGCUGACCCUUUGUUAUAGAAAAUCUCAGAAGUUCAUUCCUACUAUAUCAGCAUUUUUUAUACAUAUAUAUUAAAAGCUGUCACAAAUGUUUAUACUGUCAGGACACAUGACUUUAAUGUUACUUUUUACAGUUGUAAACUGUACUUGCUACAUAUAAUUGGUAUCCAAUGUGGUCAUCUUACUAAAGCCUAUUAGCAGUGUCCUAAAAGGUGGUUACCCCCCCCCCCUGCCAGUAUGAAGUAUUAUUGGUGAGGCACAAACAGAGCCCAUAAUGCCAAGCAGCCAUCAUAGACAAGGGAUUGGUAGAGUAGCCAAAGGUGGACAGUGUUCAAGGAAUCUAGGUCCAUAGUGAGUACCUGUGUGUAUUUGCAUGACUAGCUUUUUUAUGGUUAUUAUUAGGCCUGUGGUUGGUUAUAGUUCAGUAUUCUGUAUUUGGAAGGUUGACCUUUGAUGUAUGUAUACCCAGACGUUUUUCUUUCUCUCCCAACUGCAUCUUCAAGCCCCGAUGGCCAGUGGAGGGUUGUUGGCCGCACUUCCUGCUCUGUUGCACGUUUGUCGUACUUGCUGUAUUUAUAUUAUUAUUUUCUAUUAUUGUUAUUAUUAUUAUACUCUUAAGCCUUUUCUCACUCACUUUAGGGUGGCUAGAAUCAAGAAAAAAAAACACACACACACUCAUCUCAUUUGUUGUCAUUCAUUCAUCCAUACAUUCAUAUUGCUACCAUUGCUAUGUUCUGCCAUGGUUUUUCCCUUCCACAGCGAGGCCUCAGAUAUCCAUCUAGUUUGUGUGUCUUGCUUCGCACAACCUGGUGUCAUUAUCACCAUUUAUUUUAGAAUAAAUAUUAAAAAUACCUGCGAUCUUUUCUUAAGAUAAACUUUUACUUGACAGCAGCCAUACACUCAUUGGUUAAUCUGGACAUAAUAAGUGUGUGGAGGAAUGCAUAUACAGUAUACUGCUCAAUAGUAUUGACAAGACUUAUUGUUGUGAUGGUCCGUAAAAAUUAAGGAACGUUUCCCAUUUUAACAUAAUCGUCUAUUUUAGGCUUUACCAUUUGGUUUAUUUUCCAGGGUCAAAAUUUUUUUAUCACAGAAUAUCCCAGACAGUUACCCUCAAAGGUAUUAUUAUGCUUCUUGUACAAUAAUCUUCUUGAAAGUUAAUUCCUUGUUCAGUCCAGUAUUUUGAUCAUUAUUAUGGGGAUUUUUUUUCCUUCAGUGAAAUGGUAGAAAUUUAGCCAUUUUUUCGGGGUUGCAAUAACACAGUAGUUUAUUGAUUGAAGUUCCAGUGGGUUUUUUUUUUUUUUUAGUGCAGGAAGGUGUUGCCAAUAGAGGGCCAAUCAGAAGAGAAGUUCAGAAGUAGUAUCUAGAAUAGCUCAAUAGGUGAAAGUUGCAAGGUAAAGUUGAUAAAUCAAGUCUGUUUGCCCCCUCCUCCUCCUUUUUAUCCACUUCCUCUUUCUCUUUAUCCUUCUUAGUAUCUCAACCUCUUCUUCUUGACCGAGAUAAUGUCCUUUAACACCAAGGCCUUUACCAUAGGAUAGAUGUGCAUCCUGACCAUGAACCUCACCUUGACUUUUCAGUGUGAGGUGACAGCUGUUCCAGUCUGACAUACAUCAUCUUCACUGUAUUGUACUCACCCAUUUCCCUGUUCUUCAUUGGAGGGCUUAACAUCAUCACACAAAUCAUCCGAUAACACUGUCUUCAUUUCUCAUCUUCUAAACUUCAUUUCUCUCUUUUGCCGUAAUUAACAUAAGUAGAUUUAUAGUUUGUAUUUAAAGCAUUAUUUUUUAUGGUCUCAAAUAACUUUUAAAAAGUUUUAAUUCAUUUUAUAUCACAGGAAAAUUACAUGUUAUACUUGCCACCAUUUCCCUUCCCUCCCUCCUCUCACAUCCUCAUAUGUAUAUUACCAUUCACUUUCAUCCGUAUGUCAUUGUAUAUAUCUUUGAAUAUUCCUCUUCCCACACUUGCAUUUCUUAUUUCAUUUUGUGGAGUUACAAUGAGGUGGUCUGUAUUCUCACUCUUCAUGGUAUUCUUCCAUUUAAAUGAUCUAAUCUGUCUUUGUAUCCAUAUAUUUUGAAUAGUUAACCAGUUGGUGGGUAGGCUAGACCUUUUACAUGUGUCCUGCUGUGAAAACCAUUGAUCAUCAGGGUGCUUGCUACUCCCAUGUAGAAAUUGAUAGAAGAUUGUUGACACAUGUUAGUGAAAUUAAUUGUAAUUGUGAUUUAAAGAUGCUAUAACAUGCAAAAAAAAACAAAAAACAGAAGACUUGUCAGUGUGAACAUGAAGUAGGAUAAAUGUCCUUAUAAUCAUGCUUCAGAAACAUUGACCAAAGUGUUGCAGUUCAGGAAAAAAAAAAUUUUAUUAUACAUAUUCGUACGUUAAAUUGCAGUCUGUAUGCCAGCAGUCAGUUUUACGUGCACAUAUCUUCUACAUCAGCCAUAAGUAAGCGACCCAUUUGUAUUUAUUAUUAGAAUAUUUUGUUAACAGUGUUUGUCAGAAUGUCAAUCAGGAUUUGCUAGAGUGGGGGUAGACAUGUUGAGAGAAUGGGUAGGAAGAAGUGGGUGAGAGGAGUGUUUUAUUCGGGGGUGGAUGGUGGGAGACGAGGGCAAUACCAGGAAGGACAGAAGGAAGUUGGACAUCUAGGAAGCAGAAGUUUGGCUGUGUGAUAAUAGAGCAUGGAUGUGAUGGUGGUGGGCUGUAUGAAGCAAUAGCACCAGAUUUGAAUUUUUGUACCAUGUUGUGGAUAAGAAACACAUACCAGAGCACAUAUGUUACAGCAGUUUGAGAUAAUGAAUGAUGGUGAAUGUUUGGAGUGUGUGUGUGUGUGUUGCUUUUGGUUCUGGCCACCUUUUUGCUAUAAAUGAAAAAAAACUUGAAAGACUCAGAAAAACUAUAAAUUCAUUCAACAAGUCUUGUUAAGGUUGCAUCAAUUUAGUGAGCAUUAUUGCCUCACUUACAUUUAGAAAUACUGUACAGUACAGUAAGCUCCUGUUAUACCAGUCAUGUGGUCUUUUAUGAUAGUUGCUGAAAUACAGCCAACCAUUAUUUUAUGAUUCAUAAACCAAUGGAAAAACAGGGCUGCUCUGAGGUUGCACAUUGAAUUAUAUGGAAAUUUUGAGCAUAGUCCAAUGUUGACUUGAUACAAUAAAUGUCACUAUUACCCCAGCAAAGAACAUAGUUACAUUCUCCACAGCAAGCAAGAAUCUAAAUGAUAUUAUGUAAUGCUGAAUCUGCUGUGGCAGGAACAUUUUUUCACAGCUCCACAUCACCUUUGUUUCUUACCAUCUAUCUGCUGCUGCCUUGGUGUGGAGAGCGAGAGAGAGGUACAGUACCCUGACUACACGGUGUUGGGUACUUUAGACAGCAUUGAACAACCAGAGGUGAAACAAAUUAGAAGGGAUGAGAUAAGACCAGAAAGCAGACCCAAAAAAUGACCAGUUUAGCACAUUCAUGAAUCUUUGGAAUUUUAUGAACCUUUGAGAAUCUGGACUCUUCACCAGCCUGUGAUCACUAUUCUUGUUAACCAUUGAUGAAUUGUAGACUCAUUCAUGGGUCUUGGCUAGCAUGUGUUUAUAUUUGGCUGUAUUAAAUGUAAAUCCUUUUUAUAAACAUUACACUAUUUAAAAUUUAGUUUAAAAAGAUAGAAAAUCUUUAUUACAGCUACAAGUACCACAUACAUGGAACUUGGGAAAAUUUUAUUUAACGAGUAGGAAACUAUUAAGUGUACAGUAUACAGUACAUGAUUUAUUGUAUAGCCUACUGAGUGACAGCAACCAAGAUGUCCAUAACUUGUCAAUUGGCAGUACUGUCCCACUACAGACCACAUUACUUAAUAUAUCUUGCUGCGCUAAAAAAUGAGUUCCCUGAAGAGUUUACCUUAAAACAGUGACCCGAGGUAUUUGUGACCAUUACAUAGCAGGAGUUUACUGUAUUGUUUUGUUUAUUCACCGUGCCAACACAGCUUCAGAUGACAGUGUCGUGAUGUAACUUAUCCUUGUCUCUCCCAACCACACAUUUAUUACAUUCCAUAAUUUAUAUCUUAACUUUUGUCAUAACUUUUCCAAAUCUGUGAUUGCCAUAUUCAAUAUUUUGUCUCAUAUUUAGACUAAAGUUUAUUACAAAAAUAGGAGAAUUAUCUAAUAGC